UCUUUGUGCCCCCGCGCCUCGAAACCAGGAGGUGAGCAGCAAAGGUGUGCAGAAGGGAGCCAGGCGCGCCAGGUGAGAUGCGGACCCUUGCGGCGGGAAAACCCGGUCUGCACCAGCCCGGCUCGCACGCAGUUCCACAGGCGACACUGACGCGAGGGUCACGAAAGCCGGGGGACGGCGGUUCGGAGGCAGAUAACGGGUCGCAUGAGUACCAGAAGGCAGUGCACAGCAGGUGCCUGCCGCCGGGAGCCUCUCCAAACGCGACUUGCGCGUCGGUUCUGCGGCCGAAGCCCCGCCCCGCAGUGAGGAGCCCUCCGGGCCGGGUGCGGAAAAGAUGUCUCAGCCCACCACCGCUGACGAAGGGGCCACGUUCGAGCAUCUCUGGAGUUCCUUGGAACCGGACAGCACCUACUUUGACCUUCCCCAGUCCACCCAGGGAGACAAUGAGGUGGUGGGCGGUGCAGAGGCCAGCAUGGACGUCUUCCACCUGCAGGGCAUGACCACACCUGUCAUGUCCCAGUUCAAUCUGCUGAGCAGCACCAUGGACCAGCUGAGCGGCCGCGCGGCCUCGGCCAGCCCCUACACCCCGGAGCACGCCGCCAGCGUGCCCACCCACUCGCCCUACGCGCAGCCCAGCUCCACCUUCGACACCAUGUCUCCCGCGCCGGCCAUCCCCUCCAACACCGACUACCCUGGCCCCCACCACUUCGACGUCACCUUCCAGCAGUCCAGCACGGCCAAGUCAGCCACCUGGACGUACUCCCCCCUGUUGAAGAAGUUGUACUGCCAAAUUGCGAAGACCUGCCCCAUCCAGAUCAAGGUGUCCGCCCCGCCGCCCCCCGGCACCGUCAUCCGUGCCAUGCCCGUCUAUAAGAAGGCGGAGCACGUCACCGAGGUCGUGAAGCGCUGCCCCAACCACGAGCUCGGGCGGGACUUCAACGAAGGACAGUCUGCUCCGGCCAGCCACCUCAUCCGCGUGGAGGGCAACAAUCUCUCGCAGUACGUGGACGACCCCGUCACGGGCAGGCAGAGUGUCAUGGUUCCCUACGAGCCCCCGCAGGUGGGGACAGAAUUCACCACCAUCCUGUACAACUUCAUGUGCAACAGCAGCUGUGUGGGGGGCAUGAACCGGCGGCCCAUCCUCAUCAUCAUCACUCUGGAGACCCGGGAUGGACAGGUGCUGGGCCGCCGGUCCUUUGAGGGCCGCAUCUGCGCCUGUCCUGGCCGAGACCGCAAAGCCGAUGAGGACCACUACCGGGAGCAGCAGGCCCUGAGCGAGAGCGCAGCGAAGAACGGGUCCGCCGGCAAGCGUGCCUUCAAACAGAGCCCCCCGGCCGUCCCUGCCCUGGGCACCAACGUGAAGAAAAGGAGGCACGGGGAUGAGGACGUGUAUUACAUGCACGUACGGGGCCGCGAGAACUUUGAGAUCCUGAUGAAAGUCAAGGAGAGCCUGGAGCUGAUGGAGCUGGUGCCACAGCAGCUGGUGGAUACGUACCGGCAACAGCAGCAGCAGCUCCUGCAGCGGCCGAGCCACCUGCAGCCCGCGUCCUACGGGCCCGUCCUCUCGCCCAUGAACAAAGCACACGGAGGCGUCAACAAGCUGCCCUCCGUCAACCAGCUGGUGGGCCAGCCGCCCCCGCACGGCUCGGCAGCCGGGCCCAACCUGGGGCCCAUGGGCCCCGGCAUUCUCAACAACCACGGCCACGCCCUGCCGACCAGCGGUGAGAUGAACGGCAGCCACAGCGCCCAGUCCAUGGUCUCAGGGUCCCACUGCACCCCACCACCCCCCUACCACGCCGACCCCAGCCUGGUCAGUUUCCUGACAGGACUGGGGUGUCCCAACUGCAUCGAGUACUUCACGUCCCAGGGCCUACAGAACAUUUACCACCUGCAGAACCUGACCAUAGAGGACCUCGGGGCGCUGAAGAUCCCGGACCAGUACCGGAUGACCAUCUGGAGGGCCCUGCAGGAGCUGAAGCAGAGCCACGACUAUGGGACCCAGCAGCUGAUCCGCUCCAGCAGCAACGCCUCCACCGUCUCCAUAGGCAGCUCGGGGGAGCUGCAGCGGCAGCGGGUCAUGGAGGCCGUGCACUUCCGCGUGCGCCACACCAUCACCAUCCCCAACCGUGGGGGCCCGGGCGGGGGCUCGGGGCCCGAGGAGUGGGCCGACUUUGGCUUCGACCUCCCGGACUGCAAGUCCCGAAAACAGUCCAUCAAAGAGGAGUUCACGGAGGGCGAGAUUCACUGAGGGGCCCGGCUGCGCCCGAGCGCGGACACGGAGGGCACAGUGCGGGGUCAGCGACGGCAGCCGUGGCCGCGUUCCCCCGGGGAAGCUGUGUUUGGUCUCCUGGUCCUUUUGUCAGACUGCCCAGGGAGGCGGGACCCGCAGGCUGUGCCCCGGAAAAGGCGAGGUGUCCGUGGCGCCCUGGACAGCGGGCAUGCCGUGUCGGGGCCUGGAGCUGGGCCCGCCAGGGGCCUCGUCGUCCUCAGCACUGCUGCUCCCCAGUGAGAUCCUUCGGAAUACAAGGACUGCCUCUGCGACGGACUGCCGAAAAGUAUUUUUCGACGUCUUUUGGUUCCUGGCAAUGAGCGGCUCCGGGAUUGUGUCUAAAACAUGUUUAUUUUUGGGUCGAUGCCUCACACCCUGUCUCUGCCCAAGGCUGGGUCCCUCUGCUGGACUUGAGGGUCAGUCUGUCCCUCACACUUCAAACCAUGCAGCUACCUUCCACUUCCUGCCCAAAGAGGAAACCCAGAACCUCCCUGGAACUGGAGGCAUGUGCGGUCCCUCCUGGGAGGCAAGGAAACUUCUGGUCAGUUGCCACAGCCAACACCGAUGCCAACAUCACUGGCCACAGCUGCCUCCCUGUGGCGACCUUCUCGGCACAGACGUGGACAGCAUGCUUCUUAGACUACUGGAAACUGUCAAUAUUUGAUAAAAUGAUACCCUUUGUA
Molecule: messenger RNA, 2952 nt
Organism: Ailuropoda melanoleuca (giant panda)
Lineage: Eukaryota; Metazoa; Chordata; Mammalia; Carnivora; Ursidae
Gene: TP73
Product: tumor protein p73
Exons: 14
Coding region: 335-2248 (637 amino acids)
Biological process (GO): apoptotic process; regulation of transcription by RNA polymerase II; protein tetramerization
Cellular component (GO): nucleus
Molecular function (GO): RNA polymerase II cis-regulatory region sequence-specific DNA binding; protein binding; DNA-binding transcription factor activity, RNA polymerase II-specific
Source: RefSeq, a predicted model, not a curated record